GCAGGCCUGCAUCACUGCGACCCAGGUGGACGUGGCCUUGUCUGCCCUCCCGGGAGGGCUCCACAUGGGGCCUGUAGGGCCCCAGAUGCCCUACUGCUGGGCCUUGAGAACCCUGGGCGAGGAGUUCCAGACAGAGCAGGGAGGUGCCCGAGGUCUGGAAUGAGCUGGGGUCCACCAAACCGAGGAUGAGCCUCUCGUGAUGGGUUACUGGGACACACAGGAUGCUCCCAAGACACGGGAUGCCCACACUUGCCGUCACCUGUCUUUAAAUAGCGCCAGGGAUGCGGGGGCGCUUUUGUACCAAAGGAGGGAGAACUGCUGGCCCAGUGACUUUGGACCCCACCGGCCCUGCAAGUCUCCGAGCGGGGGAUACGGGUCCGCGCGGGGCAGGGAGGGCCUGGGCCUGGGCACCCGCGAAGACCGGACUGCCUGCUUCCGGCUCCCUGAGCGCCCCGGUGGCCGCGCCUGGCCCCGCCACACCCUGGGGCGUUGGCGGAGCUGCCACUGAGGUCCUCAUGCCCAGGUGACCAGAGCCCCGGGCUCACUGACGUCAUGGAAAACGUCCCGCCUCUCACGUAGCGGAGGGCGGAGCGGCUCCCGGGUCCGGCCGCGGUGCCGGGUGCGGGACGUGGAGGGCCCGGCACAGCCAUGCGGGUCCCCGGCCGGAGCCCCUGCACCUGGCGGCUGCUCUGGCAGAGGCGGCGGGCGCGGGGCGCGCUCUGAGGCCGGGGAUGUGCCGCCGCCUCAACAAUGGGCGCCGCCGCCUCCCGGAGGAGGGCGCUGAGAAGCGAAGCCAUGUCCUCCGUGGCAGCCAAAGUGCGAGCCGCCCGAGCUUUCGGCGAGUACCUGUCCCAGAGUCACCCUGAGAACCGGAACGGUGCAGACCACCUGCUGGCCGACGCCUACUCUGGCCACGACGGGUCCCCGGAGAUGCAGCCACCCCCCCAGAACAAGCGCCGCCUCUCCGCCGUCUCCGACGGCCGCUGCGACGGCAGCCUCUCCGAGGAGGCGGUCCUCGGGCGGCCGGCCGGGGAGGGCCCGCAGCCCCGCGUGUACACCAUCUCGGGGGAGCCGGCCCUGCUGCCCAGCCCCGAGGCGGAGGCCAUCGAGCUGGGCGUGGUGAAGGGGCGGCGCAGCCGGGAGCAGCACCCCCACCACCACCACCACCACCACCACGGCCAGCCCCUGCGUGCCAGCCCUGGUGGCAGCUGUGAGGACGUCAGCACGCCCUGCCAGAGCUGGGCAGGCAGCCGCCAGGGUUCCAAGGAGUGUCCAGGAUGCGCCCAGCUUGCCCCGGGCCCCUCCCCUCGGGCCUUUGCGCUGGACCAGUCCUCUCUGCCCCAGACCACCAGCCGCCGCAAGAAGCUGGAGAGGAUGUACAGCGUCGACCGUGUGUCUGAUGGCAGCCACACCCCUAUCCGAACCUGGUUCCCCAAGGAAAGCCUGUUCAGUUUCCAGACCGCGACCACAACCAUGCAAGCGGUGUUCAGGGGCUACGCGGAGAGGAAGCGUCGGAAACGGGAGAGCGACUCCGCGUCUGUGAUCCAGAGGAACUUCCGGAAACACCUGCGCAUGGUCGGCAGCCGGAGGGUGAAGGCCCAGACGUUCGCAGAGCGGCGCGAGCGGAGCUUCAGCCGGUCCUGGAGCGACCCCACCCCCAUGAAAGCCGACACUUCCCACGACUCCCGAGACAGUAGUGACCUGCAGAGUUCGCACUGCACCUUGGGUGAGGCCUUCGAGGACCUGGACUGGGAGACUGAGAAGGGCCUGGAGGCUGUGGCCUGUGACACCGAGGGCUUCCUGCCACCCAAGGUCAUGCUCAUCUCCUCCAAGGUGCCCAAGGCCGAGUACAUCCCCACCAUCAUCCGCAGGGACGACCCUUCCAUCAUCCCCAUUCUCUACGACCACGAGCACGCGACCUUCGAGGACAUCCUGGAGGAGAUAGAGAAGAAGCUGAACAUCUACCACAAGGGUGCCAAGAUCUGGAAGAUGCUCAUAUUCUGCCAGGGAGGCCCAGGACACCUGUACCUGCUCAAGAACAAGGUGGCCACCUUCGCCAAAGUGGAGAAGGAAGAAGACAUGAUCCACUUCUGGAAGCGGUUGAGCCGCUUGAUGAGCAAAGUGAACCCAGAGCCAAACGUCAUCCACAUCAUGGGCUGCUACAUUCUGGGGAACCCCAAUGGGGAGAAGCUGUUCCAGAAUCUCAGGACCCUCAUGACCCCUUACAGGGUCAUCUUUGAGUCCCCGCUGGAGCUGUCAGCCCAAGGGAAGCAGAUGAUCGAGACGUACUUCGACUUCCGGCUGUACCGCCUGUGGAAGAGCCGUCAGCACUCGAAGCUGCUGGACUUCGAGGACGUGCUGUGAGGGCAGGGCCGCCGCUCGGGUCCUGGGGCGCCCGCCGGUCCUGACUCAGGCACCUCAGGGCAGCCUCACCGCUCAGGUUCCCGGUCGAGUCCUCAGCCGGCGGGAGCAUCCCGCGGCCGCAGAACAAGUGCCAUUUCUUCCCGUCCCUUGUGAGCUCGUGUAGUGCGUGCGCGUCCUGGUCCCGCGCCGGCCCUGCCGAACCCAUCACCAGCACAGGGCCGCGCCCAGCCCCAGUCGGCUCGGCUCGCGUGCGCCCCUCCGCCGGCCCCCGCCGGCCCGUCCGAGCGGAGUGCGCCCUGGGCUGGUGUCCUCCUGGGGGUCCCACGGGAGCGCGCCCCCUGCCCCGCCCCGCAGCCGGAGGCGCCGGGGCCCAGCGUGCUCGCCCCGCCCACGCUGCUGCUGCCCAGCGGGCCCUCCCGGCAGAGGGAAGGGGCCGUGCGGGCCAGUCGGGGCUGCGCCCCGCGCGUGUGAGACCCCGCGGCCCCGCCGGGGGCCCGGACCCCGGACCCUGCCUCCCAGGCGGAGGGCGAGCUGCUGGUGGGUGGGGUGGCGCUCUUGUAUAUAUAGCUGGGGCUCGGGGGCAGGCCCCCCUUUGCAGAGCCUGGGCCUGAGGGCACCUGGCUGUGUCCCUGGCCGAGGAGGGCGGGGAUGUGCGGGCUCUAACCAUGUACGAUACCCCGUAGAGUGACCAUUAAACCUGACCCUCUGCUG
Molecule: messenger RNA, 3075 nt
Organism: Artibeus jamaicensis (Jamaican fruit-eating bat)
Lineage: Eukaryota; Metazoa; Chordata; Mammalia; Chiroptera; Phyllostomidae
Gene: NSMF
Product: NMDA receptor synaptonuclear signaling and neuronal migration factor
Exons: 15
Coding region: 751-2364 (537 amino acids)
Biological process (GO): positive regulation of neuron migration; regulation of neuronal synaptic plasticity
Cellular component (GO): cytoplasm; nucleus
Molecular function (GO): protein binding
Source: RefSeq, a predicted model, not a curated record